Drosophila mojavensis is the source of this 561-nucleotide messenger RNA. Its product is annotated as protein sidekick-like. The transcript has 4 exons. Bases 1 to 561 code for a protein of 186 amino acids. The record is from RefSeq and is a predicted model, not a curated record. Lineage: Eukaryota; Metazoa; Arthropoda; Insecta; Diptera; Drosophilidae.
AUGACCAGUGGCAUUGUCAAGGUCGAGCAUGCCAUUCCGCAACAACAACAACAACAACAACAACAAGCAGGACCACCGACAGGACAAUCGCAACAGCAACAGCAACAGGCGCCGCGUUUCACAACGCAUCCAUCGUCAUCGGGAUCCAUUGUUAGCGAGGGACGGACCAAGAUUUUACAAUGUCAUGCGCUGGGCUCACCACAGCCCACAUAUCGUUGGCUCAAGGAUGGCAUACCCGUUGCCGAUUAUUCAUCCAGUCAAUUUUAUCGCAUUCACAACACGAAGCGCGAGGAUGCUGGCAGCUAUCAGUGCAUAGCCAGAAACGAGGCUGGCUCCAUUUUCAGCGAGAAGAGUGAAGUUGUUGUAUCCUCUGGUGACCUUCUUUUCGGGCACACCAGCCAUGAAGCUGACGAGCUGCGUGAUAACGUUGAUGAUGACGAUGACGAUGACGAUGACGACGGCGAUGACGACUCGUGCUGCAUGGGAGCGGCCCAAGACGGCGCUGAACUGAAGCGUCUUGAGCACUUAAUUAAUUGUAGGAGAGCGCUUAAACUGAACUAA